AUGGUCGAAGAACGACACGGUAGAAAUGAACUCAGCCCACAGCAGAUUUAUAGUAUCAAACAAUCAGUUUUACUUCAUUUUUUUCUACUCUUCUUAUUUUUUUCUUUUUCUUUUUUCUCUCUUUUUUCCUUCCUUCAUUUAUUUUUUCAUUUUCUUCCUUCCAUUCAUCCAUUCUUCCUUCCUUCCUUUUUUUUUCUCUUGGUUCUUUUUUUCCAUUUUAUUGCUCUCCUUUCUUUCUUCUACCAUUCAUAUUAUUCCUUUCUUUCUUUUUGUUGUUUAUUUUCAUUAAUUUCCUUCCUAUUUCAAUUACUUCCUUAUCUUAUUUACACAUACAAUUCUUUCCUUCAUAUUUUGUUUCCUUUCUGUUAUAUUAAAAUUCAUACCUUCGCUAUCUUUCUUUUUUCCUUUAUUUUUCCUCUUUCUUUCUUUCUUUCUUUCUUUCUUUCCUUCCUUCUUUCCUUCCUUCCUUCUUUCUUUUAUGUCUUAAGUUAUUAUAUCAAUUCUUUUCUUCCUUUUCUUCUAAUAUUUCCUCGUUUCUUCCUUCUUUCCUGCCUUUAUUUUCUUUCUUUUCUUUCUUUCUUUCUUUCUUUCUUUCUUUCUUUCUUUCUUUCUUUCUUUCUUUCUUUCUUAGGAUUUCCUGUAUGCUGUUUGUAUGUUUUUCCUUUCUUUCUUUGUUCCUUUCUUUCUUUCAAUCUUUCUUUCUUUCUUUCUUUCUUUCUUUCUUUCUUUCUUUCUUUCUUUCUUUCUUUCUUUAUUUCUUUCUUUAUUUCUUUCUUAAAAUUCCCCUAUGUUUUUGUAUGUCUUCCUUCCUUCCUUCCUUCCUUCCUUCAUUCAUUCUAUUCUUUCCUCCUUCCUUCCCUCCUUCCUCUCUUCUGUUGCAUUAUGCACACAGUUCUUUCCGUCAUUCUUUUAAUUCCUUUCUUUCUGGCAGCUUCCAAUUCAUCUUUCUUUCUUUCUUUCUUUCUUUCUUAA
Molecule: messenger RNA, 972 nt
Organism: Acanthosepion pharaonis
Lineage: Eukaryota; Metazoa; Mollusca; Cephalopoda; Sepiida; Sepiidae
Source: the annotation of a GenBank genome assembly